AUGAGGGAUCUUGCCAUUAUUUUAUUCAUUUUUGCUCUGUAUCACAACAUUCUGGCCCAAAAUGGAAAACCGGAAAUCUGCAGCAUGGUGCCUGAUAAAGAUGAUGGAACAGGAGCCGAUGUUAAGAUUUACAUGUACUAUGAUCAGACUCAAGACAACUGUUACCCGUUCCGAUACAGUGGAAAGGGUGGGGAUGGAAACCGCUUUACAAGUGAGAAAGACUGCAUGAGAAACUGUUCUGACAGAGCUGAAGCGCUGUUCCCUAGGGACGAACCUCGGGCUUGCACGCUUCCAAGAAAAAUAGGGGAAUGUACUGGCGCCUACAUCAGAUAUUUCUACAGCCCUGAGCAUCACACAUGCAAGACGUUUUUUUGGACCGGCUGUGUGGGCAAUGGAAACCGUUUCCUUUCAUUCAGCGACUGCAAUGCUACGUGUUACAAAGCAACAGAUGAAGGUCUUGAGGAUCAUUCAGAUGAAACAGAUAUACCAGUCGGGAUUAUCUUGGGUGUUGUCCUGGGACUCGUAGGUGCAAUUAUUCUCAUUGUGGUGAUUGUUUUUGCUGUCAAGAAGAAGCCUAGUUCAAAAAAACAUGAGAAAAAGGAGAAAACCAAGUCAGAACAGCCUUUAAAAGAAGAGAGAGUUGAAAUGGCCGGAGUAGAUGCACAGUCAAAUUCAACGCCAUAG
Messenger RNA from Triplophysa rosa, 684 nucleotides. Its product is annotated as BPTI/Kunitz domain-containing protein. NCBI's taxonomy places the organism in Eukaryota, Metazoa, Chordata, Actinopteri, Cypriniformes, Nemacheilidae. Gene Ontology annotation, molecular function: serine-type endopeptidase inhibitor activity. Bases 1 to 684 code for a protein of 227 amino acids. The transcript has 6 exons. The record is from RefSeq and is a predicted model, not a curated record.